AUGGACAGCCUCCUCCUCCUCCACCGCGGCCAGAAUUCCAUGAUCAUCUCGCACCACCACCGCCGCCGCCAGUACUACCGCCUCCUAAUCAACCAGCUCCACAUCCUCUUCCUCCUCCUCCUCCUCCUCAUAGAGCUCCCGGCGGACCUCCGCCACCGCAUUUGCCGUGAACCUUUCCUUUCAAGCUUCAACGUAGCAUCAUCAGACACCUUCGAGCUUUUGGCUGGAUUAUAUCUACGUAUAUGA
Molecule: messenger RNA, 246 nt
Organism: Linum trigynum
Lineage: Eukaryota; Viridiplantae; Streptophyta; Magnoliopsida; Malpighiales; Linaceae
Source: the annotation of a GenBank genome assembly